GUUGCAUUCUAGGUACACUAUAUAUUAAGUGUUAAGCACAAGCUUAAUUUGGGACAUUGGAUCAUAAGGAUAAACGGCUGAGAUUAGAGCUUGAGAAUGCAGACGGUCGUCAUUACAUGAUGGCGUUUUGGUCAUUAAAGGGUAUAUGCGUCCCAUUGGAAUUAAAUAGCAGUUACUGAUUUAGGAAAUUAUAUGAUAUGCAGACAUCAUGGAGAGAAAUUUUGUCUGCACUAAUUCAGUUCCCAAGAUUAUCAAAAUUUUCGCACCCAUAUCAUUACUCCUUUUGAAUAUGUGUAGAAUUAGAUAUAAAUCUUUUCAAUUCUAAUCAACAUUACUUCAAAUCUCACUCAUUCCUUCUUCUCUUUAUCUUCACUCUUUUUUCUGUCACUCUGAUACCUAUCACCAAGUAAUGACUCCAACACAAAGCAAGGGCGGUGUGGCUGACUCGACUGACGCACGCCGACGUAGAGGGGAUGAAGAACCGAAAGCUGUUUCUCCGAACUCUUUAGCGGGAAAAGGAGGUGGUGCUCCCGGUGCUACCAAGAAAUCUGAUGUAAUACCAAACUUUUCUUCUAGAAACACUGUUGCUACUCAAAAUAAUGGAAAAUCGUCGGCAAAAACAUGGAAUGGUGGUGAAGCUAAAGGAAAAGAACAGGCGAAGGCUACAUGGAGAUCUUCGUCAAAACUUGUCCUUGGUGGGAAAGGCAAAGGAAAAGAGAAAGUGGAUGACGAUUACAAAGCUCCUGCAGCAUCAGAUGUAGGUGGUGAAUCCAAAGGAAAAGAGAAAGUAGCUGAUUUGGGUCAAGCAACUGAAUCAACAGAAAACAAGCGCAAGAGGACUUUGAAUGGUGUAGAUUCACCGCGAAGCCUCGUAAAGGAAAAACUGGCAAGGAAAAUAAUCAUCAAAGCAGUGAAUUGGGGUCAAGAUUCCACAAGAAAUGGGCCUACUGAGCAAGCACCUAGAGGGCAACCAUCAGUUGUGCCGGCUGUUCCUAAUCCUACUGAUGAGGUUGAAGUAGUGAACAGAAUGAAGCUAAGACGAUCUCCAAAAUUCCUAGUAGAGAUGAUGGAGUUGUUGAACGAGAACCAGCUACAGGCUGUUCGAGACAUGGGAUUUGGACAUCUAAUACACUUUAACAUCACUUCGAUACCGUCGCAACUAGCUUACUGGCUUCUAUACAACUUUGACCCCAUAACCUGCAGUGUGAAGGUGAGAGGUCAAAGAGUCCACUUAACUGAGGAGGACGUCCACAUGACGAUGGGGUUCCCAAGGGGAGAAAUAAUGAUUGUGAGGUCGACUAGGCAGGAUAAUCAAAUGAUGUUAGAUGAGAUUGCAAGUGUCGGAUAUAGGAAUAGAUACAAUAUGUUGCCUAAGUUUCUGCAGACUCAAAUGCUUAAAGAUGAGGAUGGUGGGUUAUGGUUUAGGAGGCUAUUCCUAAUUCUGACGGAGACGCAUUUGAUAGAACCUUCAGCUGAUGGUUACUGCAAGACUAAGCUUCUUGGUGUGUUAGCCGAUGUCACACAUGUGAGAAACUAUAAUUGGUGUGCAUACGUCCUUGAUGUACUUGUUAUGGCCCAACGAAAUUGGAUGGACAACCCAGACACACCAUUCACUGGACCAAUUGUCUUUCUGAUGUCCUACUACGUCGAUCGCUUCAUUAUUGAAACACGAAAGGUUCGGCGUGCAUUCCCAUCCAUAAAAGGUUGGAAUUCCAAGCUGCUAAGGUUGAGGGAGAAACAUGAGCUGGAAUUGGGUGGAUUUGGCUAUGGGGUCUAUGAAGCUAAGUAUGAUCCAAGCAGAGAUAAUGAGGUUGGAUUGACGGUGGCGAAGAAAAAGAAAAAGAGGGCUAUUGUUGUUGAGAGAGGAGAAUCAGCUAAACCUAAAGGUGUUACUGAAAAGGGAGGGACAUCGAACACCAAGGCAGAUGAUGCUGUUGAUCAUGCUACUGAUGCGAUGAUGGCCUUGAUGGAAGCUGCAUCGAACGCCGCAAAGGCUAUAUCAAAGCUGCUUAGGAAGAUGAGGGAGGCACCUGACGAUGUCAAGGGCACUGGAUGCUUCAAAAUAGCUUCAACUGCUGCACUAAAGAUGAUUGGUUUCAAAGAAUCUGAACUCAUCAAUGAACAUGCAGAUCCAAUCGCAUCGAUGACACCGACAAUGGAAGAUGAAGACAUUCAAAAUCCAGCAUGGAUUGAGGCUGUUGAGCAGAUGAUGAAGGUGGUUGAUGAGCGCGUUGCUCUGUGCAAAGAUGAUGACAUCCCUACAUUCGACUUGGGGCUUCGCUUCGCUUCGCAGGAUGAUGCAAACCAGACGAUCAAUUCAAUUGUCGAGGAACAAGUACCUGGCAUGGAGCACACUUUACACACGGGGGGUGUUAUAAUAUCUAGUGCAGUUCAAGAUGUUUUACCAAAUGAAGAGAAGGAUGACAGUGAGGAAGACAAUACGCAAUUGGCGCUCAACGUGGUUCAUAAUUUAAUUGACGAUUUUGAUUUUGCGACGCCAUAUGUAAGCCCGCCUGGGAAACGUGAGUUCACCACUAGUGGACUGCGAGACAGUAAAAAAUCAGUGGGGCCAUCUAGCCACAAUGAAGCUAUUGCCAUCCAACAUAAACAGGAAUUGUUAGUGAAUGGUAGGAUGGAAAUGCGUUCCAAAGCUGAAAAGAAGAUAUCUCAUGCAUUGAGAUCACCAUACAACCAAAGAGCUAUUAAAUUGGGAAACACUUUAACUCCUACUGAAAGGGAAACAUACUAUUGGAUUCUGAAGUGUCAUGAUGUCUACGAUGAUGUGCUUGUAUACGAUGAUGAUGUGGUUGUUGUGACAAAGCUAGAGUUCUAUUCUUUACUGCCACAUACGUAUGUGUCUUCGGGUGUGAUUAGUGCAUGGUGCUCAUAUCUAAACAACAUGGAAGAAUACAGGGGGCCAUCGUCACCAAAAAGGCUAUUCUUCACCUUAUACCCUUGUGCUAGCACAAUUGUGUCACGCACUAAUCCAUGGGAUGAGGGUGUGGCCACUCAGCUUGCGACGUUUGCGGCGAAUUUAGAUCACGAGGUGAAGCUAAUCCCAAAUUUCAAGUGGGCGGACAUAGAUAUGGUAUUCUUCCCAAUUUGUGCACAUGAACACUACUAUGCGGUGUGCUUCUACUAUGCUUCAAAAAGGGUUAUUGUAAUUGACAACUCAAGUAGCGGAGACUCUGACAACAUCACAGUGAAUUACGGUGUGAUACCGGAAACCUUGAGAACCUUUUUCUGGAAAUAUCUUGGAGGAGUUGGCUGCGUUCAGCAAUCAAAAGCAGUUGAAAAUUCUGCCAUUGAAAGGCUGAAACUGAAAUGGAGUACAAAAACUAACAAGGACGACAGUGGUGUGUAUUUGAUGAGACACCUUGAAACUUACAUGGGUCAGAAAGGGUGUGAAUGGACUUGUGGCCUAUCAAAGAAGAGCAAAGGGGUGUUGCAGAUAUUGAGAGCCAAGUACUGUACUGCACUGAUGCUGGCAGAAAUAAAUCACGAACACUUCAAGAAUAAAGCCAAGGUAAUACCAUAUUAUGCAAAUGCACUACAGACCGAGAAGAUAGACGUGGAAAAGUUGAUAGCCAACUAUGCAAAAGAAGGAACGAAUCUAUUUAACUAA
Messenger RNA from Salvia splendens (bonfire salvia), 3625 nucleotides. RefSeq lists its product as uncharacterized. The coding region runs from base 410 to 3625 and encodes 1071 amino acids. Lineage: Eukaryota; Viridiplantae; Streptophyta; Magnoliopsida; Lamiales; Lamiaceae. The transcript is spliced from 16 exons. The record is from RefSeq and is a predicted model, not a curated record.